Molecule: messenger RNA, 744 nt
Organism: Aspergillus niger
Lineage: Eukaryota; Fungi; Ascomycota; Eurotiomycetes; Eurotiales; Aspergillaceae
Exons: 2
Coding region: 1-744 (247 amino acids)
Biological process (GO): iron-sulfur cluster assembly
Cellular component (GO): mitochondrion; cytoplasm
Molecular function (GO): 2 iron, 2 sulfur cluster binding
Source: RefSeq, a predicted model, not a curated record
AUGUCGCUUUGCAAAGCUACCAUGCCCUCGCCGGUGACAUCAUCCGCCACGAUCCUCACCUGGCUCAGACAGUCCUCCUCCAGACGCUCGACGCAGACUUGCCGUCUAUUCUCCUCAUACGGCAAUGCUCACCGGUCUUCGAAGCGUGAAUUGCAAACUGCCACUGCCUACCGUCCUCACUCGCUGCCCACCUCCUUCCCGCCGCCCCGGAACACGGGCAACCCUGACACUUCCAUCGCUGCCGACUUCCCUUCUUUCCGUGAAAUUUCUCAGCCCCAGAUGCCCGGCCAGCAAGGCCUGUCCGACCUAAGCCUCCGGGAAAGCGAGGCCCAGAAGUCCAAGCCCGUGCCUGCUCCUGCUCCCGCCGAGAAGACCGCCGCCAAGCCCACUGAGAAGCCUCGGCGCAAGCUGCGUGCCAGGAAGGCCGCGAUGAAGCUGACCCCCGUGGCAAUUGAGCAGCUUCGCAAACUCCUCACACAGCCGAACCCCAAGCUGAUUCGAGUCGGUGUGAAGAACCGUGGCUGCUCCGGUCUCGCGUACCACCUGGAGUACGUGGAGAAGCCGGGCACUUUCGACGAAGUGGUGGAGCAGGACGGUGUCAAAGUUCUCAUCGACAGCAAGGCAUUGUUCAGUAUCAUCGGUAGCGAGAUGGACUGGCAGGAGGACAAGCUGAGCAGGAGAUUCGUUUUCCGCAACCCGAAUAUUAAGGAACAAUGUGGAUGCGGUGAAUCCUUCAUGGUCUGA